AUGAAGAUUAUUGCAUUUCUCUGUGUUGUGAUUGCUUUGUCAUCAGCCACCGAAGCCAUCGACCUCUUUAAUACAGUACAAACAACGUAAUACUUAGUUACCGAAAACAGAUUUCGGAAGAACAAUAUUGCAAACAGUCCAAAUGGAAUUAUCAAAUGGAUCAGCAGUAGAUUCAGUAGUUGACUCAUUGAAUGAAAUAUUAAAUUCAGCUGAAUAAGAAAAAGGAGCUAUUCAAGCUAAUUUGAGAAACAGACAAGCUUAAUGUCAAACAAGACAAGAUGAUGCUUAGAGUGUUAUUGAUAGAGCAAAUGCCAAGAGAGCUGAUGAUGAGAGAAAACGUAUGUUUGCAUUCAUAUCCUAGUACCAUUACUCAAUGAGGAAUUGAUUAAUAAAUAGGAAUAAGCAUUAGUGAAAGACUCUGAAGAACAAAGAAACAAUGACAAACUUGCACUCAUUACGGCUACAAGAGAAUAACAAAAACAAGAAUACUAAGAAAGAAGAAAUGAAUUAACUAACUAUGUGGCAGCUUUGGGAGAAGCCAAAUCAAUCGUUUCUGGAUUAGGUUCUGUUAGCUUCUUGCAAGUCAAUUCAAAUGAACACUAUCUCAAAUUCAGUAUACCUCUUAUGCAUUAUUUUUAGAGGAAGCACAUCCAACACCCAGAGGUUAUGGCAUCAUGGUUGAAUUGUUAUUAAAAGCAUCAGCUCAAGCAAAAACUCCAGAAUAAGUUGAGAGACUCGUUGCUACAAUUCAGGGAUUAAUUGAUUCCAUCUAUGAACUCCAAAAAUAAGAAUUAUUGGUUGAUGAUGCAAGAGAAGUCGAAUUCAUUAGACAAAGGUAUUUAGUAUAACUUAUAGAUAGAGAGAUCUUACUCUUAGCCAAUCAGACUUUGGCUGCAUCUGUUGCAGAAUUGAAGGCUUAAGUCUUGCAUUUACAAUAAGACAUUGUUGAAGUUACCAAUGAUGUUAACACCAACAAAUAAAUUGCAGCCAUCAAAACUAAGGAACUUAAUGAUUGGGUCAAAACUUGCUCAGACGAAGAGAAGAAUCUCAGAGCCAUCUUUGAUAGCAGGUAAUUCAGUGUAUCUAAUCUUUUAGAGUUGGAUAAGUGGAAACAGUCAAUCAAAUACUCAUAAUAUUCAAUUCAGGUUUAAGUUAAGAAUUAAGAAAGUCAAUUGCAGAAAUAUAACUAAAUUGAUAACAUAAAAUCAAUAUCAUAAAUAGG
Paramecium octaurelia is the source of this 1222-nucleotide messenger RNA. The record is from the annotation of a GenBank genome assembly. NCBI's taxonomy places the organism in Eukaryota, Ciliophora, Oligohymenophorea, Peniculida, Parameciidae.